Manis javanica (Malayan pangolin) is the source of this 2354-nucleotide messenger RNA. It is a transcript of the gene BAIAP2L1, whose product is annotated as BAR/IMD domain containing adaptor protein 2 like 1. The record is from RefSeq and is a predicted model, not a curated record. Gene Ontology annotation, cellular component: nucleoplasm; cytosol. Gene Ontology annotation, molecular function: protein binding. NCBI's taxonomy places the organism in Eukaryota, Metazoa, Chordata, Mammalia, Pholidota, Manidae. Gene Ontology annotation, biological process: positive regulation of actin filament polymerization; plasma membrane organization; actin crosslink formation.
CCACCCCGUCCGCCUCAGGUGGGGCCGCUCCGCCCGCCACGUUCUUCCCGCCCCGCCGCGUCAGGCCGCGUCUCUUCGUCUCUUCUUGGUCGGCGUCUGGGGUGCCGCAAGUUUUGACAUUUUGGCGGCUGAGGAGCGCGCCGGCACUCCCGGAACGACGGCUGUGGCGGCUGCAGGCCUUCGCGGGUCCCUCAACCGCGCCCCGGCACUCCCGCCACCCCGGGUCGGGCGGCCACGAGGCCUGGUCGCGUCCUGCCGCGCUCGCCCGCCGGGCGGCUGCAAACAUGUCGCGGGGGCCAGAGGAGGUGAACCGGCUCACGGAGAUCACCUACCGGUAAUGAUUCAGUGGAGGGACUGUACUCAAGUGAAUUGCAGUACCGCAAGUGCCGACCACUUUGGCAUGCUGAAUUACCCAGAGAACUGGAGCAGGAAGAAAAAAAAUGUUAUGGAACAGUUUAAUCCUGGACUACGAAAUUUAAUAAACCUAGGAAAAAAUUAUGAAAAAGCUGUUAAUGCUAUGGUUCUGGCAGGAAAAGCCUACUACGAUGGAGUGGCCAAGGUUGGUGAGAUUGCCACCAGUUCCCCCGUGUCGACAGAACUGGGCCAUGUCCUCAUAGAGAUCUCAAAUACACACAAGAAACUCAAUGAGAGUCUUGAUGAAAAUUUCAAAAAAUUUCAUAAAGAAAUUAUACAUGAGCUGGAGAAGAAGACAGAGCUUGAUGUCAAGUAUAUGAACGCAACUCUCAAAAGAUACCAAACAGAACACAAGAAUAAAUUAGAUUCUUUGGAGAAAUCUCAAGCUGAGUUGAAGAAGAUCAGGAGGAAAAGUCAAGGAGGUCGAAACGCACUCAAGUAUGAGCACAAAGAAAUUGAGUAUGUAGAAACUGUUACUUCUCGCCAGAGUGAAAUCCAGAAAUUCAUUGCAGAUGGUUGCAAAGAAGCACUGCUUGAAGAGAAGAGGCGUUUCUGCUUUCUGGUUGACAAACACUGUAGCUUUGCAAACCACAUACAUUUUUAUCAUUUACAGUCUGCAGAAUUGCUUAAUUCCAAAUUGCCUAAGUGGCAGGAAACCUGUGGUGACGCCACCAAAGUCCCAGAGAAAGUCAUGAAUAUGAUAGAAGAAAUAAAGACCCCAAUCUCCACCCCGCUGUCUGGCACGCCUCAGCCUUCACCCGUGACUGAGAGAAGCAGUGUGGUUAGACAAGAUUUUGACACCCUUUCUAAAUAUUCGCCAAAGAUGCCCCCAGCUCCUUCAGCCAAAGCAUAUACCAGUCCUUUGAUUGAUAUGUUUAAUAACCCAGUGACAGUUGCACAGAACUCAGAAAGGAUAACUAAUUCAACAGAUCCUUCAGAUGACCCCAGUUUACAGCGCUCGGUUUCUGUUGCAACUGGCCUGAACAUGAUGAAAAAACAGAAAGUGAAAACCAUUUUUCCGCACACCGCUGGCACUAAUAAGACCUUACUCAGCUUCGCACAGGGAGAUGUCAUCACAUUGCUCAUCUCUGAAGAGAAAGACGGCUGGCUUUAUGGAGAGCACGACAACAGCAGAGUGAGGGGUUGGUUCCCGGCGUCAUAUACAAAAUUGCUAGAAGAAAAUGCGAAGGAGACACUGAGUGUGCCCACAGCCAGCCCAGCACCGGUGAGAAGUAUCAGCACAGUGGACUUAUGUGGGAAAAGCGCUGUCGCCAUCCCUCCACCCGAUUACUUGGAGUGUCUGUCCAUGCGAGCGGCUGCAGAUAACAGAGCAGAUGUUUCCAAAAGUACUACUACCUUUAAAGCGCUGGCAUCCAAACCAGAAGCCACAUCUCCCAAUGAUGCAGAUGGGAUUGCAAAGCCUCCUUUUCUCAGUGGCGAGAAUCCCUUUGCGACUGUUAAACUCCGACCAACAGUGACAAAUGACCGAUCAGCACCCAUCAUUCGAUGAAGACGGCUGAGGACUCUUCUAGUCCCUUGGAUGUUCUCACCUGCAGAAUGAUAGGCAUGUGCUGUCUGAUCUGUGCUGUCCCUGUUGGAAAGCUUCACCCAAAGGUGCCUGAUUUUAAAUGUAUUCCACUUGAGCAAAUCAAUGCAUUUUCUCAAUUCCACAUAGUUGGGUCUGUACAUUCCUGCCUUUGAGAAGAUUAGUGAGCACCUCUGUCAUUUAAAAUAUUUUUCUCCUGUUCUUUUCAAAUUACAGUAAAUUUGGUUCUAAUCCUUACUCUAUCAUUUUAUAAAUAUUCUAUGAUUAUCUCUUCAAUAGCUAGAAUAAGGAAUAGUCUACACUUUCAUGACUGGCUUUCUGCACAUGAAUGUAAAUGAAACCAUAGUUUUAUAAAGUGUGUGCUCUUAAGUAGCACUAUGACAUUUAAAGAAAA